UUCACUUCUAACUACACCAAAUCCCUCCAAAAAACCAAAACACUCUCGACCUCGGUCCUAACUGAACCAUCUAUGAACGGCAACAACAACAACCGCCGUAAGCGGCCGCCGUCGACCCCGGCGCCACACCAACCGCCGUCUUCCAAACAGCAAACCGUAACGCCGGCAACGUCAAACGUAGAUGAAGAAUUUGUCGACGAGGACGUUUUUCUCGACGAAACCCUCCUGCCGGAGGAUGAGGAAUCUCUCAUCCUCCGCGAUAUCAAGCAGCGCCAGGCCUUUGCUUCUCGGCUUUCCAAAUGGGCCCGCCCACCACUUUCCCCUUUCUAUGUGUCACAGUCACAAAACAUUAUUUUUCAGCAAUUGGAUAUUGAUUAUGUGAUUGGUGAAAGUCAUAAAGAAUUGUUGCCCCAUUCAUCUGGGCCUGCGGCUAUUAUACGGAUAUUUGGAGUAACAAGGGAAGGACAUAGUGUUUGCUGCAAUGUUCAUGGAUUUGAGCCAUAUUUCUACAUUAGCUGCCCUCUAGGAAUGGGCCCAGAUGAUAUCUCCCGUUUCCACAAGACCCUUGAGGAGAGGAUGAGGGAUGCCAACAAGAACAAUAAGGCACCCCAGUUUGUUCGACGCAUUGAAAUGGUGCAAAAAAGAAGUAUUAUGUAUUACCAACAACAGCAGUCCCAACCUUUUCUCAAGAUUGUGGUUGCUCUGCCUACCAUGGUUGCGAGUUGUCGUGGAAUUCUUGAUAGAGGCAUACAAAUUGAUGGCUUUGGUAUGAAGAGCUUCAUGACAUAUGAAAGCAAUGUUCUAUUUGCACUUCGUUUCAUGGUUGAUUGCAACAUUGUUGGUGGCAAUUGGAUUGAAGUGCCUGCUGGAAAAUAUAAGAAGUCAGCAAAGAUUUUCUCCUAUUGCCAACUGGAGUUUGAUUGCCUAUAUUCAGAAUUAAUUAGCCAUCGCCCUGAAGGUGAAUACUUAAAAAUGGCUCCUUUCCGUAUAUUGAGUUUUGACAUUGAAUGUGCUGGUCGUAAAGGUCAUUUUCCCGAGCCUUCCCACGACCCUGUUAUCCAGGUGGCUAAUCUAGUUACCUUGCAAGGAGAAAAUCAGCCAUUUAUCCGUAAUGUCAUGACCCUUAAGUCAUGCUCUCCAAUUGUUGGUGUAGAUGUGAUGUCUUUUGAUUCUGAAAGAGAAGUUUUGCUUUCUUGGAGGGAUUUUAUCCGUGAAGUGGACCCUGAUGUUAUAAUUGGUUAUAAUAUUUGCAAGUUUGAUUUGCCAUAUCUUAUUGAGAGAGCUCAAACUUUGGGAAUAGUUGAGUUUCCUAUGCUGGGCCGCAUCAGGAACAGCAGAGUCCGUGUUAAAGAUACAACUUUUUCUUCACGACAAUUAGGAACAAGGGAAAGUAAAGAAGUUACUGUAGAAGGGAGAGUUCAAUUUGAUUUGCUUCAGGUAGUGCAACGAGAUUAUAAACUGAGUUCUUACUCUCUGAAUUCUGUUUCAGCUCACUUUCUCUCUGAGCAGAAAGAGGAUGUCCACCAUUCAAUAAUAUCCGACCUUCAGAAUGGGAAUGCUGAAACAAGGAGGCGGCUUGCUGUUUAUUGUUUAAAGGAUGCUUAUCUCCCACAGAGACUUUUGGAUAAAUUGAUGUUCAUUUUCAACUAUGUUGAGAUGGCUCGUGUCACAGGUGUUCCUAUAUCUUUUCUACUUUCCAGAGGGCAAAGCAUCAAGGUGCUUUCUCAACUUCUUAGGAAGGCUAAGCAGAAGGAUCUUGUGAUUCCAAAUGUUAAACAGGCAGGAUCUGAACAAGGAACAUAUGAAGGUGCAACCGUCUUGGAGGCGAGGGCAGGAUUCUACGAGAAGCCAAUUGCAACGUUAGAUUUUGCUUCUUUGUAUCCAUCAAUUAUGAUGGCUUAUAAUUUAUGUUACAGCACUCUGGUGAUGCCUGAAGAUGCUCGCAAACUCAAUCUUCCACCUGAGUGUGUCAAUAAAACUCCCUCUGGAGAAAUAUUUGUUAAAGCAAAUUUGCAAAAGGGAAUACUUCCUGAGAUUCUUGAAGAAUUAUUAGGUGCUCGUAAAAGAGCAAAGGCAGAUUUGAAGGAAGCAACGGAUCCAUUUGAGAAGGCUGUUCUAGAUGGUCGACAACUGGCUUUGAAGAUAAGUGCAAAUUCUGUAUAUGGAUUUACGGGAGCUACUGUCGGUCAGUUACCAUGUAUAGAGAUAUCUUCAAGUGUCACAAGCUAUGGCCGACAAAUGAUUGAACACACCAAGAAACUUGUGGAGGAUAAAUUUACGAUGCUAGGAGGCUAUGAACACAAUGCAGAGGUUAUAUAUGGGGAUACAGACUCUGUCAUGGUACAAUUUGGUGUACCUACAGUAGAGGAAGCUAUGAAUUUAGGGAGAGAAGCUGCUGAUUACAUCAGUGGAACUUUUCUGAAACCUAUCAAACUAGAGUUUGAGAAGGUUUAUUAUCCAUAUCUAUUGAUUAGCAAGAAGAGAUAUGCUGGUUUGUUCUGGACAAAUCCCAAAAAGUUCGACAAAAUGGAUACUAAAGGCAUUGAAACAGUUCGAAGAGACAAUUGUUUAUUGGUUAAAAACCUUGUAACUGAGUGCCUUCAUAAAAUACUAAUCAACAGAGAUGUUCCUGGUGCUGUUCAAUAUGUCAAGAAUACCAUUUCAGAUCUUCUCAUGAACCGCAUGGAUUUGUCACUUUUGGUGAUUACUAAGGGUCUGACAAAGACAGGAGAUGAUUAUGAAGUGAAAACAGCUCAUGUUGAACUUGCUGAAAGAAUGCGUAAGAGAGAUGCUGCCACUGCUCCAAAUGUUGGGGAUCGUGUACCUUAUGUCAUUAUAAAAGCUGCUAAAGGUGCCAAGGCUUAUGAGAGGUCAGAGGAUCCCAUUUAUGUGCUAGAAAAUAAUAUUCCGAUAGACACUCAGUAUUAUCUUGAUAAUCAGAUUGCAAAGCCAAUUUUAAGAAUUUUUGAGCCCAUUUUGAAGAAUGCUAACCAAGAACUUCUCCAAGGAAGUCACACAAGAUCUAUUUCCAUCACUACUCCUGCAAAUUGUGGCAUAAUGAAAUUUGCUAAGAAGAAACUAACUUGUAUUGGCUGCAAAACACUUAUUAGUGAGGGAACCCUCUGCCCACACUGCAAAGGAAGAGAAGCUGAGCUGUACUGCAAAACUGUUUCUCAUGUAUCUGAAUUAGAAGAACUUUUUGGAAGGCUGUGGACGCAGUGUCAAGAAUGUCAAGGUUCUCUUCAUCUGGAUGUGCUCUGCACUAGCCGGGACUGUCCAAUAUUUUACCGGAGAAAGAAAGCACAGAAAGACAUGGCUGAGGCAAUGCAGCAGUUGGACAGGUGGAACUUUUAAACAGAUGUUGAGUCAACAGAUGUUGAGUCUUAUGUUACUGGAGGGGGUAAAGGUACCAAAAUGUGUUGGAUUUGUUAAAUUUACUAGUAUCCCAUAAUUGAUAAUAUGUAAACCCUAUCAUUAGUGAUCAAUAACAUAAUAUUAUAUAACACUUACAAAAAUUUCAAAUCAAAUUGCACAUAAAAUAAUA
Molecule: messenger RNA, 3544 nt
Organism: Mangifera indica (mango)
Lineage: Eukaryota; Viridiplantae; Streptophyta; Magnoliopsida; Sapindales; Anacardiaceae
Product: DNA polymerase delta catalytic subunit
Exons: 30
Coding region: 73-3354 (1093 amino acids)
Biological process (GO): base-excision repair, gap-filling; DNA-templated DNA replication; nucleotide-excision repair, DNA gap filling
Cellular component (GO): delta DNA polymerase complex
Molecular function (GO): nucleotide binding; DNA-directed DNA polymerase activity; DNA binding
Source: RefSeq, a predicted model, not a curated record